This is a messenger RNA of Notothenia coriiceps (black rockcod), 1795 nucleotides long. RefSeq names its product t-complex 11, testis-specific-like 2 (gene tcp11l2). The coding region runs from base 122 to 1687 and encodes 521 amino acids. The record is from RefSeq and is a predicted model, not a curated record. Gene Ontology annotation, biological process: signal transduction. Lineage: Eukaryota; Metazoa; Chordata; Actinopteri; Perciformes; Nototheniidae. The transcript has 10 exons.
ACAGCCCUUUAAACGAAGAGACGAGCAUUACAGUACGAGGUCGACGAAUCUUCCCUUCAGAGUUGAGCUAUUUUAGGUACCAGUCUCUCUUUCUGGAGACUUGAAUGAGCUGUAACCCAAGAUGCCUCUCAAUGAUGAGCGACCUGCUUCCACAUCCGACGGAGAGCAGCAGGACGUGGAGUCGUCAUCAGAGCGCAGCGACAGCGUGACCUCAGCCAGCUCCCGGGAGAGCUUCACCAGCGACGGCUCCAGCAAACACUGCACUCCCUCCUCAAGCCCACCCAAAACCUUAACUCUGGAUGAAGUGAUGGAGUCUGCCAGAGACCUGUCCAGUCUCCGCCUCGCUCAUGAGAUCGCCGUGAACCAAGACUUCCACGUGGAACCACAAAGCCUCCCUGAGGGCAGUCUUACUAAGCUAGUUAGAGAUACUCUCCACAAGGCCUUCUGGGACAUCCUGGCGUCCGAGCUGACCGACGACCCUCCUGAGUAUGGGCAGGCCAUCAGAUUAUUGGCGGAGAUCAGAGAGAUUGUAUUGUCCUUUCUUAAUCCGGGGGCCAAUCGGAUGCGGACACAGAUCAUGGAGGUGCUGGACAUGGACCUGAUUCGUCAGCAGGCUGACAAUAAUGCUGUAGACAUCCAGGGGCUCGCCUCCUACAUUAUCUCCACCAUGGGCAAGUUGUGUUGUCCCGUUAGGGAUGAGGAGAUCAAGAAGCUCAGCCAAAACUCAGAUAACAUGGUGACAAUGUUCAGGGAGAUCUUCAGACUGCUGGACCUGAUGAAGACUGAUUUAAUCAACUAUGAAGUCGAUUCUCUGAGGCUUUUGCUGCAGAGGCACGGUGCGGAAUGUGAGAGGGAAAUGUUUCAGAGCGUUCUGGACAAAACCCCCAGUGCUUUGAAUCACACCACCUCGUGGCUCAAGUCCGCCCUGGAGGAGCUGACGAACAACAUCCGAGAAGAACAGACUCACAGUCAGGGGAAGGGCCAGCUGGUCCCUGGGCCCUUCCAGGCCCUCAACAUCGCAUUCCUCCACAUCCUCACAUGGGAGAACGAUAAGAACCCGCUGCCUGAGACCUUGAUGAAUGACGAGAUACGUUUGCAAAAGAUCCAGCAGCAGCUGCAGCUGAUUCAGGCGGUGAACGAGGUGCUGCUCAUCAUCUUCAGCACCGUCGGGGGGGCAAUCCAGGGUCUGCCCCUCCUGUCCGGCCGCCUGAAGAGGAUGACCGGUGUGCUGCUGGAGGGGAUGCACAGCCCGGACUUUAACCAGGAGGAGGCACUAGAGGGCGUCAGUGCUCAGAUCUGCAGCGAGCUCAACAAGUCUUUGACAGAGAGGAGCUACCCCCCGCUGUCCCCCGCACUGCAGGCCACCCUGACAGGCCAGAUUCUCAGCAUCACUCAGAAGGACAACCCCAUCCGCACUCUCGUUGAGGACCGUGUGCAGCAGUACUUCAUGGUACUCAUCUGUGAUCCUAAACCUCAGAGCAAACUUGAACAAGUACCAGUUGGCUUGACUGCUAUCAAGCCUGAACUAGCAUGUUUGGGAGCAAGGUUCAUCUCUCUGGUUAACUACAAUAUAACAGUUUAUGGACCUACCUAUGGGGGUAUCUUACGGAAGCUGAUGUUCAACAGCAGCCCGCCACCAGCAAACCCUCCUCAGGACACCGCUCAGGACUCAGUCACCUCCAAAUAAAAAUAAAUCCUAAUUUUGAAUUAUGCUGUCUUAGUGUUUCUUCUGCUUGUGCUCGAGAGCGAAAAAAGUGUCCAGGAUUUUGCAAAAUAAAGAGUUUGUCUGCAUGAG